Messenger RNA from Ornithodoros turicata, 807 nucleotides. RefSeq lists its product as uncharacterized. The coding region runs from base 187 to 705 and encodes 172 amino acids. The record is from RefSeq and is a predicted model, not a curated record. The transcript is spliced from 7 exons. NCBI's taxonomy places the organism in Eukaryota, Metazoa, Arthropoda, Arachnida, Ixodida, Argasidae.
CCUUUGGCUAUGCUCCACAGCAGUUAAAAGAAGAAGUAGAAGAGUCUCCCUUUGUGGAUAACGGCCAGCGUAGCCAGCGUCUUAGGUCGAAGAAGAAGGAGAAAAUCCCUGCGGCUUCGACCAUCAUCUCUGUACUUCAGCCACUUGAGACAGUCUCUCACUUGUAACCAUCGAAAUAGAAGUACAAUGGGUUUGUCUUCAGCGCUAAUCAUGUACGCUAUGACCACAUUGUUAGCGCUCUCUACGGAAAUAGCGUUCAUGUUCUGUUGGGGCGCCAUCACGGAAAUCGAGAGACGCCCCUACGUGUGGAUUGUCUACGGCAAGAAUGCCUUUGUCCGGCUCGCGGCCUUGUGUGCAGCCGUUGUCGGCUACCUCGCCAUCAUACACGAAAACCUACGGUGGUGGUUCGUCAGCUGUCUUAUCAUCUCUACGAAGGUUAUUGGAAAUGUUCUCUAUGGGAUCGGUUACUACGUCUACGAUACCUACGUCAAGAAAGAAGGAGUUGUCGAUGUGUACAAGCGGGGCAUGUUUCAUCCGCCGCCUCCUAUAAUCCCUCUGAUGAGCAUCCUUUUUUGGACGUGUAUCGAGGGGUUGCUGGCGAUCUACAUGCUGAACCGUUACUAUAGUGAGCUUGGCAAGCCACCUCCUCCACAGCCGCAGAACGCUGCAGCGGAACCAAGUGACCCUGCUAACAACGUUCAAUAGGACAACAAAUUGUCCCUUCAUCCACUCGUCGUUACCAAUAGCUUAUUCAUAUUUGUAAGGAAUACCAUCGGAUAUUUAUUAUAUGGCUAGGUCUUGGUGUCA